GGACGCUAGAAGGAACGGACGGUCGCGCUUUUAAAUUUUUAAACAACUCGUCAAUAACGAACAGUUUCCAAACGUUUUUAUAAACUUAGGUUCAGUGUCAGUGAUGUCUUAAAGAGUGUUUAAGUGUUAGUGCGCUAAUUUUUUACCAUUUGACUUGAAGUACCAUGUAAAAAGGAUUACAACAUUUUUUUCGGGAUGUGGUUUUUGAUGGUCGUGUUGGCAACAUUGUGGUCAGCAGGGUGUGCAAUCCCUUGCGAGGAGGCCCGUUUGAAAUGCGCCUACCGAAAGGGCUGCGGUACGGCCCUGCAAAACUACCUGAUGAUGUGCUCCUCAGUACUGGACAACCCUGAACCCAGUAGGUGCCCGGAAGUUUGCCAGUACUCCCUUAUUGCGCUCACCUCUACUGAAGAGGGCAAAAAUCUCAUGGAAUGCGAAUGCAGCGAUGACUUUUGCGAGGAGCAGAAACGCAGGUCUGACAUUUGCAGGCCCCAGGUCAUGGCCUACGUGAACCAGACUGUAGUCUCUUGCAGAAUAGCCCAGCUGAUAUGUGCAGCGGAUGCCCUUUGCUCCACUGCGCUAGACUACUACAACCGCUACUGCAAGGCCAUGUUCAACGGUAAAAAGUGCACUCCCAGAUGCAACAACUCCAUCAACAUCCUCACCAGGCAGGAGAAAGCCGCCAAGCUGACCACGUGCAAGUGCGACGGUCAUGAGGACUACGACUGCCACGGCAUCAGGCGCAACAUGGACAAGCUGUGCUUCCACAAGCACAAACACCACAAAAACUCCACGCGCCACGACAAAACGCCCGAUCUGUACCCGACGGUGGUUCUCACUUCGAAAAACCUCGCGGGUAAAGUGAACGCGAGUUUCCUGGUGUUGGUAACAUUUUUCGCGUUUGUAACAUGAACGUAAGUUUUUACAUUUUUAAAUCUACCUCUCCUGUUUAGUAUUUAUCUUCCCUUACACUGUGAUACACAUAUUAUGAGCUAUUGCCAUCUGCAGAACAUCUGCAUCAUAUGGCACGCCGUUUUAACAUUUAUUAUAUAUUUUUAAUUAAUUUAAUUUAAUUUAAAAUUUUAUUA
Brassicogethes aeneus is the source of this 1085-nucleotide messenger RNA. NCBI's taxonomy places the organism in Eukaryota, Metazoa, Arthropoda, Insecta, Coleoptera, Nitidulidae. The record is from the annotation of a GenBank genome assembly.